UACUGUAUUGAACCAUUGAGUGCGCUGCGUCCAUUGUAGUGCGUAACUCAAGCAGGGGCAGUGUUAGUGUCAGGGGAAUGUCGGCUCGUCUAUGAUCGGUUUUUGAGGCGGCAGGAAGCGUCUACGUUAUGGCUGUAAGUAUUGAACAGCAAAAGAAUUUGGAAGGAUAUGUGGGCUUUGCAAGUCUUCCCAAUCAAGUGUACAGGAAGUCUGUCAAGAGGGGCUUUGAGUUCACACUGAUGGUUGUGGGUGAGUCAGGGCUGGGCAAGUCCACCUUGAUCAACUCUCUCUUCCUAACAGACCUCUAUUCAGCAGAAUAUCCUGGACCUUCACAUCGAAUCAAAAAGACUGUACAGGUGGAACAAUCCAAAGUUUUAAUCAAGGAAGGUGGUGUCCAGUUGCUUCUAACAAUAGUUGACACGCCGGGGUUCGGAGAUGCUGUUGACAACAGCAAUUGCUGGCAGCCAAUUAUCGACCACAUAGACAGCAAAUUUGAGGAUUACCUGAAUUCAGAAUCACGGGUGAACAGACGACAGAUGCCCGACAGCCGUAUUCAUUGCUGCCUCUACUUCAUUGCUCCCUCAGGACAUGGACUAAAGCCUCUGGAUAUCGAGUUCAUGAAACGGUUGCAUGAGAAAGUCAAUGUCAUCCCACUGAUUGCGAAAGCGGACACUCUGACCCCAGAGGAAUGCCAGCAGUUCAAGAAGCAGAUUAUGCGGGAAAUCCAAGAGCACAAAAUCAAGAUCUAUGAGUUCCCUGAAACAGAUGAUGAAGAAGAGAACAGAUUGGUGAAGAAGAUUAAGGACAAGUUGCCUCUGGCUGUAGUAGGAAGCAACACCAUCACUGAGGUGAACGGAAAGCGAAUCAGAGGCAGGCAGUACCCCUGGGGUGUUGCAGAAGUGGAGAACAGCGACCACUGUGACUUCACCAUCCUGAGGGAUAUGCUCAUCAGAACCCAUAUGCAGGAUCUGAAAGAUGUGACAAAUAAUGUUCACUAUGAAAACUACCGCAGCAGGAAACUGGCUGCCGUCACUUACAACGGGGUCGACAACAACAGGGCUAAAGCUCAACUGUCCACCAAACUUGACACAGUUGAAGGAAUGAGUCCUCUGGCCCAGAUGGAGGAGGAGAGGCGAGAACAUGUGGCUAAGAUGAAGAAGAUGGAAAUGGAGAUGGAGCAGGUGUUUGAGAUGAAAGUCAAAGAAAAAGUACAGAAACUCAAAGACUCUGAAGCAGAGCUUCAGCGACGUCAUGAGCAAAUGAAGAAGAACCUUGAAGCUCAGCACAAGGAAUUAGAGGAGAAGAGGCGCGUCUUUGAGGAGGAGAGAGCAAACUGGGAGGCCCAACAACGCCUGGAGCAGCAGAAACUCGACGCCUCCAGAACUCUGGAGAAAAACAAAAAGAAAGGAAAGAUCUUUUAAAAGCAAGCCGGCAGGAUCAUCCCAACUCGUUAUUUUUAAUCGCCAACGUUGCUGGUCAGGACACCAGUGUGUGGCACUGACACUGUCUUCCUCAUCAUCUUUCUUCCCUCUCCUGUUCCUGGCAAAACUUACCACAUAUGCAGAAGUUCAUGCAGCUUUCAUAAAGCAAAAUAAAACAGAUAUAAACAAAACAUGAUUUAAUUUACUGAAUAUUCUAGCUUUGUGAAACCAUUCCUCAAACAGAUUAUUAUCAUUACUAUUAUUAAUGGCAUACUAUUUUACAUAUUAAGUAGAAGUACUGUAAUUAUGGAGUCACUGUUAACAUUUCUAAAAGAAGUGCCAGUACAGGGUUAAAAUGCAAAUCAGCCUUCAGCUAAUAGCGCGGUUACAGAUCUUAAUGAAUUGUUGCACUUGGUUAAAGAAGCAUAGCGUGAUGGAACUAGCUUAACGAAGAAUAUUGUUUUUUAUGAAUGAAAUCCAUGCUUCGAAGACGUUAGGCUGCCUUAAAAGCCUGAACAAAGUUCUGCUACACACACACACGCACAAUGUGAUUUAAAAUAAUUUAAUUUGAGGUAUAUUUCAUGGACCCAGAAUGCUCAACUGUUGAACAAAAAAAAAAAAGUUAUACCUGUGGUUUGCUUAUUUGCUAUAAAGGUAGAAAGCUGGAUGAACAUCUUUUCAUAUGGUGACACCAUCUUUUUUCUUUUUUUUUUUCUUUUUUUUUUUUGCCAAUGUGUGUAUUAUUCUGUUCUUGCUCUGAAAGCGCAGUUGUGCUCAUGCAAUUUACCACUGGAUUGAGUACAGGGCUGUGGAGAAGUGGAAGGGGUCAGAGCUGAUAAACAUAUGUUUAUCUUAAUGCCAUUAAAAAAAUCACCCCCAUUUUAAAAAGGCCAAAUACAUCCGUUUAUAUAUAUAUAAUUAAUAUUAUUGUUGUUAUUGAGUAUUAUUUUUCCUUCCUAAGGUUACCUUUAAAUGACUGAUGUGUACAGUUUAAAGGAGGAAAAAAAAAAAAUUGUACAAUCAAGUUCUGUUGAAUAUUUGUUUACAGGAAAGUGAAAGUGACAGUACACAUUUACUGAAUGUUUUGGCCUGUUCAUAUUUUAAUACACAAUGUGAGUGCAGUCCUUUUUAUGUUUAGCCUGUUUUUCAUCAGUGCAGCAGCCUAAAAUGAGUGUCAACAGAAACCUGAAAAAGCUGAACUGAAACCAGACGAUGCACCUUGGGCCUUUUUAUAUAUUUAAUACCAUAAGUUUCUCUUUUUUUUCUCUUCUUUUUUCUCUCUCUCAAAUGUAAGAUUUUUUUUUUUGUGUGUGAGUAUGUGCAUGUUUAGCCAUUUCACUAGCCUUGAACACCAUUUAUAACGUCAUUUAUUUCACAUUAGUUAAUUUUUAUACAUACAUAUAUAUACAGAGCCAGCUGCAGUAAUCAUUUGUUUUGUAUGUUUAGAAAAUCCAGACUUGAGAGCUGUGUCCACUGUAAAAAACGUUUAUUUUACAUCAAUGUUGGAUGCAAAAAAAAAACAAAACACAAAAGUUAUGAGUGGGGAAAUGAAGAUUCAACGUCAUACUUUGCUUUGGCUGUGUUACUCCUCUGUAUUUCUAAUUUUAUUUUUCAUUUGUAUUGUACAAAGUCACUUAAUAAACUUGGAAUGAUA
Thalassophryne amazonica is the source of this 3075-nucleotide messenger RNA. It is a transcript of the gene septin7b, whose product is annotated as septin 7b. Gene Ontology annotation, molecular function: GTP binding; molecular adaptor activity; GTPase activity. The record is from RefSeq and is a predicted model, not a curated record. Gene Ontology annotation, biological process: cilium assembly; cytoskeleton-dependent cytokinesis. NCBI's taxonomy places the organism in Eukaryota, Metazoa, Chordata, Actinopteri, Batrachoidiformes, Batrachoididae. Gene Ontology annotation, cellular component: septin complex; microtubule cytoskeleton; cell division site.